Molecule: messenger RNA, 1266 nt
Organism: Copidosoma floridanum
Lineage: Eukaryota; Metazoa; Arthropoda; Insecta; Hymenoptera; Encyrtidae
Product: proclotting enzyme
Biological process (GO): proteolysis
Molecular function (GO): serine-type endopeptidase activity
Source: RefSeq, a predicted model, not a curated record
CGGCAGCGCACAGUCGAGCCUCCCUGGUUGUACAAGUAUAAAAUCGGCUCGAUUAUUGCGAUGCGUCCACGAAGGCCCUUCUCCGGGCCGUUUCUUCGAGCUCUGCUUGUCAUCGCUGCUUCGAUCGCUGCGGCCGAGUCAGCCUCCGAUGGAUUUCCCGAAGCAGCAUCGUCGCUCCGUUCGAGGACAAAGGCCGCCGAGAGCGUCGUUCGGAGCAAGCGCUUCGUCGUGCCGGAAAAAAUCAAGCCCGCCAUAAACAAACAGUACCAGGCAUGCAUAGCUCCGGGCAGCAAACCCGGCCACUGCAAGCAUCUGUCCAGCUGCGGCGACGCAAACUACCGGUUAAAUCUACCGCGACUCAUGGAGAAUCUAUGCGUCAUCGAGAAAGAGUUUGUAGGUGUCUGCUGUCCGGAUGAUGCGUCCGAGUCGAGCGACGCUCACAACGAGGUGCUGCCCUUUGGGGGAGUGGCCGGUGAGCUACCUGCCAUAGCAAGCGAGGUGGACGAGCAGCCAAAAACCGAACCCCAGAGGGGCUCGCGUGCAAGAAGCCGGGGCUGCGGAAUCAGCGCGGUGGAGGCGUCCCGCGUGACCGGGGGUCGGCCAACGAGUACGCGCGACUUUCCCUGGAUCGUGGCCAUCCUCAGUCACGGCGAGCAGUACUGCGGUGGGGUCCUCAUUACCGAUCGCCACGUACUCACCGCCGCCCACUGCGUCCAUCGGCGGAAGCCCCGAGAAUUGACGAUCCGGCUGGGCGAGUACGACCUGAGGUACCCGAACGAGACGCGGGCCCUGGACUUCAAAGUCGUGGAGAUUCGGAUACACAACGGGUACGUGCCGUCGACUUACCGGAACGACAUAGCCAUCGUCAAGGUACACCGGCCCACGGUUUUCAACACCUACAUAUGGCCGGUCUGUCUACCCCCGGUCGGCGCUAAUUUCGAGAAUAAACAGGCCACCGUCAUCGGCUGGGGCACCACGUCGUUCGGAGGCGCGACCAGUUACGUGCUGCUCGAGGUGAAAGUGCCGAUUUGGCCGCUCAGCGAGUGCGUCGACAAAUUCACCCAGGAGAUAAGCGACAAGAACCUGUGCGCGGCAGUUUACACCGGGAACGGCGACGCUUGCCAGGUGCGCACCGAAAUGUCUCAUACUCACGUCGUUUUCAAAAUUAAUCCGAUCCGUUUGAUAAUAUUUCUUUUCCGCCGAUUUUUCGAUCUUUACCUCGUUGGCCGUAAGUACCUGGAAGCGAUACCGAUCGGCGAUGGCUGA